Maudiozyma barnettii is the source of this 1425-nucleotide messenger RNA. It is a transcript of the gene HSE1, whose product is annotated as ESCRT-0 subunit protein HSE1. The coding region runs from base 1 to 1425 and encodes 474 amino acids. The transcript has a single exon. The record is from RefSeq and is a predicted model, not a curated record. Gene Ontology annotation, biological process: protein transport to vacuole involved in ubiquitin-dependent protein catabolic process via the multivesicular body sorting pathway. Gene Ontology annotation, cellular component: ESCRT-0 complex. Lineage: Eukaryota; Fungi; Ascomycota; Saccharomycetes; Saccharomycetales; Saccharomycetaceae. Gene Ontology annotation, molecular function: phosphatidylinositol binding; ubiquitin binding.
AUGAAAUUAGAAUUAAGUUCUGCAAUCUUAAAGGCUACUAAUCCUACAUUAAGGACAGAUAACUGGCAAGCUAAUAUUGAAGUAUGCGAUAUUGUGAAGAGUGAUCCUGAAGAUAAUGGGAAAGAUGCUGUCCAGAUGCUUUGUAGGAGACUAGAACAAGAUGAUGCAAAUGUUAUCCUAAGAUCAUUGUCUUUAAUCGUGGCUCUUGCAGAAAAUUGUGGUUCAAGAUUACAACAAGAGAUUAGUUCCAAAGCAUUCACUUCCCUGUUGUAUUCACUGAUUGAAAAGAGGCAGAUUCAUUAUACUGUGAAGAUCGAGAUCGCUAAAGUGGUACGUCAAUUGGCAAAAAGUUUUAAAUAUGAUCCAUCAUUAAGAUCAAUGAAUGAUAUUUAUAAAAAAAUUAAAAAGAAUCAUUCUGAAUUAAUAAUAUCAUCAUCAUCAAAUCAUCCUGAUGAUUCUAAUUCAAAGAAAGAUAAUUUGUUUAAUAAUAGCAAGGAUGAUACACAAUCUAAAGAGCAAAAUGAAUUAGAAGAAGCUCUGAAAUUAUCUUUACAAGAAUUUGAAUCACAAACGAAACAAAAUAAAAAUGUUGAGUCAAAUGCACCAUUACAGAAGAUGAAUGAUGAAGUUCAAGCUCCAAAAGUUGUAAAGAAAGUUCGAGCAAUGUAUGAUUUGAAUUCAUCUGAAAAGGAUGAAUUAUCAUUCAAAAAAGGCGAUAUUAUAAUUGUUUUGGAACAAGUAUAUAGAGAUUGGUGGAGAGGUACUUUACAUGGAAAAAUUGGAAUAUUCCCAUUAAAUUAUGUGACUCCAAUAGUAGAAUCUACUAUUCAAGAAUUACAAAUAGAAAAGUCAAAGGAAAAUAUAGUAUUUCAACAAUAUGAUAAUGUUAAUCACUUACAUCAAACUUUGAAAAAUUCAUCACAAACAAUAAAUGGUAAUAAAGAUAUCACACAGGAUGAACAGAUCAAUAAUCUUUAUGGUACUGUAACUCCCUUAAGACCACAAAUUACAAAGAUGAUUGGUAAAUAUUCAAGAGAAAAAGAUGAUGUUACAUCAUUACAUCAAGUGUUAGCUCAAGCAGAAAAAACUUAUAACCAAUUAUUAGAUCAGGCAGCAAAUGCUUAUAAGCCUGCACCAACAAUGACAUAUCAACAACAAUUACAAUCACAGCUGCAACCUGUUGGUUAUCCGCAGAAUUACGGUGCACAGAUGGCAAAUGCAUACCCUGGUUAUCAACAACCACAUCAACAAAAUAAUGAACAAUUUUAUUCACCGGCUCAAACCCAGUUCCAACAUCCAUCUCAACCUGUAGGUUUAGCUAAUGCUCAAACGCAACGAUAUCAAAAUCCGCAACUACAGCCACCACAACAAGGCUAUCAACAGAAUAACGUACCCACUGGACAAUAUAACCAAAUGAAUAGGUGA